Ochlerotatus camptorhynchus is the source of this 1032-nucleotide messenger RNA. RefSeq lists its product as uncharacterized. The record is from RefSeq and is a predicted model, not a curated record. The coding region runs from base 92 to 997 and encodes 301 amino acids. Lineage: Eukaryota; Metazoa; Arthropoda; Insecta; Diptera; Culicidae. The transcript has 2 exons.
UGGCAUUCAAUAGAAGAGCUCCAUUUUAGUAGUAAGUUUAAUUGUAAUUUAUGUAAUUCAAAGCAAGUCUGUUGGAAGUUACUGUGCGGACAUGAGUAAGGCACCGUUCCGAUCAAAGUUCAACUGGGCAGUCAAAGAAGGUGAUUCAACCCGGCAGAUAUCGUACAACAUACAGGCCAAUGAAACUUCCAAUACCAUUCCCCAGGAGAAACUGCUCAAUCCGGAUGCCUGCCUGGUGCUGGAGCCAAAUAGUGACCGGGAGCCGUGCGAGCAAUCCAUCAGUGUGAAUCCGAUGUACCAGGUGAUAAAACUGGCCAUACUAGCGGAAUGCAGCAGAAUUGAAUCCUACGUCGGAAAAAUUCCAGAAUACAACCAAACCCACAGCGGUCAGCUGGUGUUCGCUGACGGAUCGCAGCUCUAUCGGUUCGAUGUGCAGUUCGAGGUUUGCGGAACCGCCGAGUUCAUUCUUCGGUACAUUUCCCCUCGCAACGAGCAGCUUUGUCUGUACGGACUGCACCUGGUACUGGAGAAGAAUUCCAAUCCACUGGGAAUGUUCGCCAGCGAUAGUACGCUGAACCGGGCCAUGAUCGAUCUCCGGGUGGACGAUUCCAAACUAUCUGAAAGGGCGGCUCGGUGCAAGGAAUUCCUGCUAUCAACGAUGACUUCAAGCAGCAACAACCUGAGCAAGUACAAAUCGUUCCAAAAUAUACUCAACUACAACAUCGCAAACGCAGUCUCCGUCGCAUCCGGAUCGACGAGUGGUACCGGAAGCAAUGUAUCAAGGCCAACGCCACAAACCACCGGUGCCGAUCCCGGAGGUACCUCAAGUGCUCCUCGGGGACCUUCGUUGAGUGAGGCAGUAGCCAAACAGUAUAUAGACGGUAAAUUUGCAGCCCUCGAAGCCAAAAUCGAUGCCAGAUUAGAAGCGCUGGAAUCUCGCCAGAACCAAAAGCUAGAUGAAAUGUUGGCUCUUUUGAAGAGUAUUAGCAUGAAAUAAAUAAAUAAGUUCGCUUUUUAGCAUAAGUUAUCAAA